GGAGAGAAGCCUUCCCACAUUCCAGCUGAGUUAAAAGGGAAAGCGAAGAGGUGGGGGUUUAUUUCCAGGAGCAGAUUGCACACAUUGACCAUGGCAUCUGAAAAGCCAAUACUUUAUAGCUAUUUCCGAAGUUCCUGCUCUUGGAGAGUCAGAAUUGCAUUGGCUCUGAAAGGGAUUGCCUAUGACGUGGUGCCAGUGAACCUCCUGAAGGAUGGGGGACAGCAGUUUUCUGCUGAAUUCAAGGCAGUGAAUCCAAUGCAGCAAGUCCCAGCCUUGAAAAUUGAUGGCAUCACCCUUUCUCAGUCUCUAGCUAUAAUUCAUUACCUAGAAGACACCCAUCCCAAUCCCAGGCUUCUGCCCCAAGAUCCAAAGAAGAGGGCUGAAGUCAGGAUGAUUGCAGAUCACAUUGCUUCUGGCAUCCAGCCACUCCAGAACAUGGGUACCCUGAAACUAAUUGGGGAGAAAAAAGCGGAAUGGGCUCAGAACUGCAUCGCAUCUGGCUUCCAAGCGUUGGAACAGAUUCUGCAGCGCACUGCUGGGCGUUACUGUGUGGGGGAUGAAGUUUCCAUGGCUGAUCUGUGCUUGGUGCCUCAAGUUGCAAAUGCUGAAAGAUUCAAAGUAGACAUGGGUCCGUAUCCCACAAUAACCAGAAUAAACAAAGCUCUCUUGGAGUUAGAGGCAUUCAAAGUAAGCCACCCAUCCCGGCAGCCAGAUACUCCUGCAGAUCUGCGAGCUUGAAGCCCUUCUAAUCAUUAAACCGGAGCAUCAAAGAAGACAACAGCUGCAGCUCAAGUAGGAUUUCAGUGCCAGCCAGAAGGGUUAGUAGUAUUGUCUCACUUUCAUCUGGAUGGGACGACAGAGGACUUGGAAGUAGGCCAGAUGAUGUACAGGAACUAUACCUGUGCUGGAAAGCUUGCAGCUGCUUCUGACUAUGCUUUUUUUUAUUUGAUGUAUCUCCAUGAAGCAGAUUAAAACAGAAGCAUCCAUAAUUAUCACAAGUCUUCUUUUGUAUGGCUUUGGGUUGAGGAGUGUGUCCACAAACAAUUGUGAGGCAUUAAGCCAAUUCCGGACUCGCCACAGGGGCUUCUUCAUAGAAAGUGCAUCAGGAAACCAGUGUGCACAGUGUGCUACUGAACUAGUAGGCCUGCUUGUCCUUGCAGCGGCCUCAGAGCUAGGACAUAAUCAUCAGUGGCAUGGACAUAAAUAAUAAAAGCUAGUCUCUGGCAGAAGACAGCUUAAUCCCAACCCUUUUUGGGUCCCACUGGUCUUGCAAGAGCCAACAGUCCACAAACUAUGCUACCCCUUGCAAUGGCAAGAGAAUUACU
Molecule: messenger RNA, 1325 nt
Organism: Cuculus canorus (common cuckoo)
Lineage: Eukaryota; Metazoa; Chordata; Aves; Cuculiformes; Cuculidae
Gene: GSTZ1
Product: glutathione S-transferase zeta 1
Exons: 9
Coding region: 91-738 (215 amino acids)
Biological process (GO): glutathione metabolic process; L-phenylalanine catabolic process
Cellular component (GO): cytoplasm; mitochondrion
Molecular function (GO): maleylacetoacetate isomerase activity; glutathione transferase activity
Source: RefSeq, a predicted model, not a curated record